This is a messenger RNA of Chenopodium quinoa (quinoa), 2860 nucleotides long. Its product is annotated as ankyrin repeat-containing protein At5g02620-like. The transcript has 4 exons. The record is from RefSeq and is a predicted model, not a curated record. Gene Ontology annotation, cellular component: plasma membrane. Gene Ontology annotation, molecular function: protein phosphatase 1 binding; protein phosphatase regulator activity. Lineage: Eukaryota; Viridiplantae; Streptophyta; Magnoliopsida; Caryophyllales; Amaranthaceae. The coding region runs from base 803 to 2623 and encodes 606 amino acids.
GUUUCAUUUUUGGAAAUCUCUUGCAAUUUAAUAAUAUAUCUUUAACCCACUAAUGUCACCAUUCUUUCUUACUUUAUCAUUUAUCACUUUUUCAAUAAACCCCACUCCCUUUUACACCACUUUAUUUUUCAAUAAAAUAUUUACCUUAUCUAUCCCACUAACAUCUUAUUUUAAUAAAUCACCUGAAAUUCCGCACAAUCUUAAAUCUAGUAUAUAAUAAAAAACACAGAGAGACUAGGAAAUUACUAAAUUAUGUAGACAACCCAAUUUUUUUAUUUUUAUAUGAAACAAUGUAAACAACCCAAUUUUAGACAUUUUAGUAUGGAGUAAUAGAAAAAUAUAAAUACAUAACGGAAUCCAUCAUCAAUUUUGUCACAUAAUCAAAAAAGAAAAAGCAUGUGGGAGCAACACUACACUACAAAAACUGUCACCUCUCAAACAAAUUAAAUCAUGUAUUCAGUAUUCAUAAACGUAGUAGUAAUAAUUUUCCUAAUUAAAUUUCGUACUUUAAUUUAAUUCUAUUAAUUGAGAGUAGUAGAUAUAAUUGUUAGCUUGAUUUUUCAGCAUCAAUUUCAACAGGACGAUUUUGGUCUCUGCCUAACUGCGCUAUAUUUUGACUGAAAUUCUGGGUUUGGUGAUUGCUUUUUCCUUGACUGUUUGAGCUGAAAGUUUUUUCAGUAUGAUUUGAUAUCUGAAAUGGGCACUUUUCAAUUUGAUAGGAGAUGAAUUCUUAAAAAAUUGAAAUUGGGGUUUUUGACCAGAUUACAAGGGAGUAUUUUAGGAACAAAAUUGGAGCUUAAUUAUGGAGAAAGUGGGGAAUAUGGGAGGUAAAACAAUGGAGAAACAGCCGAGUAUGAGACGGGUGAUAGAGAAACAAGUAAGCUUUCGUAAUGUUGGGGAGAAAUCUGAGAGUUCUGGCAAAACUAUGGAGAAAAAUGGGAGUUUUCGAGGCGAUAUAAUGGAGAAACAGAAGAGUUUUCGUGGGUUGUUGGAGAAACAGAAGAGUUUUCAUUUGAAGAUGGAGAGGCAAUUUAGCUUUGGUGGCAAUGAGAAGAGGAAAAGCAAAGAAUCCCCGGGUAAACGAGGCGAUUCGCCCCUUCAUUUGUUUGCUAGAGCUGGUAAUUUGGGUAAAAUCAAAGAGAUGUUUCAAAAUUGUGAGACUAGUGAUUGUAGGAAGAUGCUUUGUAAGCAAAAUCAAGAAGGAGAAACUCCUCUUUAUGUUGCUGCUGAGAAUGGGCAUGCUAUGGUGGUUGCCGAAUUUUUGAAGCAUUUGGACUUGGACACAGCAUCAAUAGGGGCUAGGAGUGGUUAUGACCCUUUUCAUAUUGCUGCCAGACAAGGUCAUAUUGAGGUGCUUAAGGAACUUCUCAGUACGUUCCCAAACUUGGCCAUGACAACCGAUCCAUCUAACACAACAGCAUUACACACAGCUGCUACUCAAGGAAAUAUUGAUGUCGUUAAUCUUCUCUUAGAAACUGACUCAAACCUUGCUAAAAUAGCCAGAAAUAAUGGUAAAACAGUCCUCCAUUCUGCUGCAAGAAUGGGAUAUUUGGAAGUGGUCAAGGCCCUUUUACAAAAGGAUCCAAGUAUUGGCUUCAGGGCUGAUAGAAAGGGUCAAGCAGCACUUCAUAUGGCCGUGAAAGGCCAAAAUCAAGACAUUGUAAUUGAAUUGCUUAAACCUGAUCCUUCCAUCUUGAGUCUAGAAGAUAACAAGGGAAACACAGCUUUACACAUUGCAGCAAAGAAGGGUCGUGCCCAGAUUGUCUGUUGCCUUCUACAGUUUGAAGGCAUAAACAUCAAUGCAAUCAAUAAAGCAGGGGAGACUGUGCUUGAUAUUGCUGAAAAAAUUGGACCACCAGAGCUAGUUACAGUGUUAAGAGAGGCUGGAGCACUCAGCGCAAAAGAACUUGGGAAGCCUCCAAGCACAGAGAAGCAACUUAAGCAAACUGUGAGUGACAUCAAACACAACGUGAAGUCGCAGCUGCAACAAACCCAUCAAACUGAUGUUAGGGUCCAAAAGAUUGCAAAAAAGCUCAAGAAACUCCAUACCAACGGUUUGAACAAUGCGAUAAACAAUGCUACGGUUGUCGCUGUUCUCAUAGCAACUGUUGCUUUUGCGGCUAUUUUCCAAGUUCCUGGCCAAUAUCUGGAGGAAAAGGAGCCCGGGAAAUCUGUUGGUCAAGCUUAUAUCGCCAAUAAUAAGGCAUUCAUUAUAUUCUUUGUGUUUGACAGUGUGGCAUUGUUCAUCUCACUUGCUGUUGUUGUAGUCCAGACAUCUGUGGUUGUCAUUGAGCAGAAAGCAAAACGGCAGCUAAUGUUUGUGAUAAACAAACUAAUGUGGGUGGCUUGUGUCUGCAUCUCAGUUGCAUUCAUUGCUCUCUCUUAUGUGGUGGUUGGCCGGCAUAAUAAGUGGCUUGCUAUAUGGGCAACAGUCAUCGGAGCUGUGAUUAUGAUCCCAAUCCUUGGCUCCAUGUUCUACUGUGUGAUUGUGCAUAGGUUGAGUGAUUCAAAAUCCAGACGGUUAAAGAAAGCUGAGAGCAAGUCACAUUCCUAUUCUAUGUCAGUGGCUGAAUCAGAUCCAGAAUUCUUGAGUACCGAGUAUAAGAAAAUGUAUGUACUUUAAUAAAUUCAGAAGUUCAAAUCCAGUAAAAAUAGCUAUGUAUAAUUUUGUAUAAUUAUGCCUGAUUGCCUUGUAUUAAGAAAUGAUCCAUGCCAUUAGCCUGACAAGGACCGUCUUUCAGGACAGGCGGUGGAUCAAUUUUCUAGCUGUAAUGUAAUCUCUCUAAUGCAAUUAAACCUAUUGCUGGUCAUCUCUAUGAUGGCACUUAUUGUCAAUAUAUUCUUAAUAUUUGGUGAACCA